Molecule: messenger RNA, 1818 nt
Organism: Echinostoma caproni
Lineage: Eukaryota; Metazoa; Platyhelminthes; Trematoda; Plagiorchiida; Echinostomatidae
Source: the annotation of a GenBank genome assembly
AUGAUGCAUACUCCACGUGAACCACUACUUAUCCUGAACAAUACAACAUUGGACCCGGUUGACUUACUUAUCCAUGACUCACUUUUACCGGAACUGUUACCCUCAGCCGAAGCGUAUGUCAUCCUCAAGCAUUAUGUUUCCCUACCGAUUUUUGCUACCAGUAUAGUAUGCAUCCUGGUGACCAUCGCCGUAGUCACACGUCGCGGAUUAUGGCGACCGACCGUGACCUAUGUCGUCAUGCUGGCUAUUGUUGACCUGUUGAUUUUACUACUCCUAUCCAUACUCUCAUUAGAUUAUUUCAUUAUUCCAUGGACCUCGGAAAAAUUUCGAAUGUGGUUCUAUUCAGCUGAAACUGUGCUUGGGGAGUCGGUGGAUACUUUAUUGUUCAUCUCCAACUGGUUAACGGCAAUGCUUGCCACGGAACGCUAUGUUGCCAUAUGUUAUCCACUUCAGUCGCGCCGUAUCAGCCGAAAACACCGACGGAUUGUGGUCACCAUGGUCAUUGUGAGUAGUCUGAUAAUUCGAACUCCUGGAUUUGUUUUGUUAAACAUGUCUAACGACCCGGUGACCUAUCCUAAUAUAGCUGUUUAUCAGCGGUGCUAUGUGUGGAUUGUACAAGUCACCCUGUUCCUCAUUGCACCGUUCGCUUUGCUAACCUUUGUGAAUCUGCGACUGAUUCAAGCUGUGAGACGAUCUUCCAAACUGUUGCGAGCCACAUUCGGUGCAGGCUUGCCAACCUCGGGCAAAAGUGCUAUGAACAGUCAGUUGAACUCACUUACCGACACCUCGAAUCAAAUGAGCGAUCGUCGUCAAUGUAGUAAGUCCACAUCAGAUUAUUUCAAAUUUGGCCCGAUAUUCCGCACGUCGCAGCACGGCGGCUCAAUGAAUCAGACAAAUACACCACAGGCAGAACAAUGCGCUGCAGACAGUCCCUCAUUUAGUCUUAGUGGAGCGAAUAACAAUUUUCACAACCCUAAACUAUCCGAAAAUCAGUAUGCUAUUGCCUUGACAUUACAUGGUCCUUCCGGAAUGCAUGUUCAUAGAGCUGGUCGCGAGGAACGGAAAAUAACUGUGACCCUAGUUUGUCUAGUGAUUACAUUUUUUAUCUUUCAAGGACCAUCCGUUUUGACCUCUGUCCUGAUACGCUUCACCUCUGCCUCAAAAUCUGUUAUUUUUGAAAACCUCCUAAUCCCCCUGUCCCUUAUUGCUUUGGCAAUCAAGAGUGAUCUCUAUUUCUUUCUUUAUUGUUGGUUUUGUGAAAGAUUUUUGAAUUCGUUGUGCAAUCUUUUUGGACUUCGUAAACUGCGUGAUUGGAUCAGGCAUGUCCGUGAACGAUGCAAAUCACGUUUGACGAAUAAACAAUGUCCCCGAUCAUUUCCGUGUAUUCAAAAACCUUCUUUAUUACAAGAAUAUCAACUACCCCAUCACUACUACGGUUACUACGGUAAACAUCCAUCGUUUUAUGUUCGUGGUUCCAUUGCUCACAAUCGAUACCCAUUUUCAUACAAACCCCCUCCGUUGCCGUUUGUGAUGAACAAGAAGCGCCGAUUUUCAUUUUGGCCACCACAAUUGAAAUGGAACUGGUUACGUUCAGCCGAACGACAGGAAUCACGAAUGAAAAACUGCAAUAUGUGCUUUCUUAACGAGCAAAAUUUGCCUAAUAUAGAAACAGAUGCCAAAAACACUUUCGUUCCUCCUCCGGAUAGUUAUUUCUCCAAACGUCGUGUUGUCCUGAUUCCCGAUUCCCGAUCGCACAAAUAUUCAAUGAAAAGUNGGGCGUGCCAGUGGUCAGCAGUAUGGUUUCUUACUGUCCGCUGA